ACAGCUGUGGAUCUACAGUUUGGUUGUCGUUCCGACGCUCCCCUUCAACUUACUUCUUCGUCUUGCAUCGCGGCUACCAGGUGGCGCCAAAACACCAAUAUUAUUAGGGCCUCAGCCACUCGCUUCCAUCCGGCAACGGUUUCGUAGCUCUCCUCCGCAUGAUUACUUGUUGGAAGGGUUUUUGCCGGAAUCAUGAGAGCUCGGGUGGUUGUUUUCCCAAUCAAAGGAAGGAAUUGGUGCUUCAGCCGCUGCCUCGAUCCCACCGCCGCCCAUGUGCCCUCUUCAAAGCCGCAGAAAUUGAGGGAUCUCUUCAGGAACAUCACUUCCACCCGAAGAUCGGUCCCAGAAACUGCCGAGAUGGUCGAGGACUUUACUUCGGAGAAGAUGAAUCGAGCAUGGGUUACCCUGGAGAAGGCUCCGGAGGGCACUUUUAAGAGUAAACUGCAUAGUUUGGGUUUGUGGCUCUUGUCGAGAGUAAAGCCAUCUGAAAUGUUCUUGAAAUCUGUUUCUAAGGAUCUUACUGGGGUUGAAGUUACUUAUCCAGCAAGUUUGAAUCCUCGUCUUGUUCGCAGAAGAUUACGACAUAUUGCAAUGAGGGGAUCUGCAAUUCAUAGAAAGCAUUUGUAUGGCUCGGUAACUUUACUGCCACUAACUUCAGUUCUCACUGUAUUGCCACUGCCGAAUGUACCAUUUUUCUGGAUCUUGUUUCGUGCAUAUUCUCAUUGGAAGGCUCUCAAGGGAAGUGAGAGAUUACUACUACUAGUUUCAGAUUGCUCAAGGACGUGGAGUUCGAUUGCUAACAAUGAGAAGGGCAGUGGUUCAAAGGAUGAAAAUGAUCAUGGAGCCAAAGCUGCGCCUCAGUCUCCAUUGGUGCUCAAACCCUCUGAAGAUCUUGACAAACUCAUCGUUGAAUGGACGUCUAACGAUGGAAUUAGAAGCUGCACCAUUAAUGCAAUUUCCGAACUGUACAGUCUGGAUAAGAAGCAGGUAUUAAAGUACAAGGAUUCUCUAUGAUCUCAUAUAUUUGUCCCCAGAGUUCCCCACUAGCUCCAGAAUGCUUUGUUGUGAAUCGCAUUACAGCGCCUCAGGCUCCUCGUCAAGAAGGAAAAUUUGCCAGAGAUAUGUAUUGUUCAGCACCACGUCUGACAUUUGUUUUAGUUCUACACUUGUAGAACUAGUCUUGAAUUCUUAUUUAGUUUUAAUUUUGCAUAAUAAUUUCAGCCAAUUUUGUUGAAUUAAUUUUGCGCAACUGUUCAGUGUUGACUUUCUGGGAAUAACUUUAGCUAUGUAUUGUGUUAUCAUUAUUAUUAUUUCGGGAUA
This is a messenger RNA of Phalaenopsis equestris, 1320 nucleotides long. RefSeq lists its product as uncharacterized. Gene Ontology annotation, cellular component: mitochondrial inner membrane. Gene Ontology annotation, biological process: proton transmembrane transport; potassium ion transport. The record is from RefSeq and is a predicted model, not a curated record. Bases 193 to 1014 code for a protein of 273 amino acids. NCBI's taxonomy places the organism in Eukaryota, Viridiplantae, Streptophyta, Magnoliopsida, Asparagales, Orchidaceae. The transcript has 8 exons.